Molecule: messenger RNA, 2523 nt
Organism: Coniosporium apollinis CBS 100218
Lineage: Eukaryota; Fungi; Ascomycota; Dothideomycetes
Exons: 4
Coding region: 1-2523 (840 amino acids)
Biological process (GO): glucan catabolic process
Molecular function (GO): beta-glucosidase activity
Source: RefSeq, a predicted model, not a curated record
AUGACGAGCGAUCAAGUUAACGGAUCAGCAACGCCCCGAGAUGCAGCGAGGAAACGGGCUUCUGAGUUAUCACUCAAGGAACAGGUGGCCUUGCUAGCGGGUGCAGACUUCUGGAGAACCGUAGCGUUACCCGAACGCGGUAUACCAUCCAUAAAAACUACCGACGGUCCGAACGGCGCCAGAGGAGAACUCUUCAAAGAGGGCACACCCGCAGCUCUCUUCCCGUGUGGAGUCUCCCUAGCUGCGACAUGGAACACCGAUCUUAUCGAGAAGGUCGGCCAGCAUCUCGGCGAUGAGGCGAAAGCCCGCGGCGCCGACGUCUUGUUAGCCCCAACCGUGUGCAUGCACCGGUCUCCACUUGGCGGGAGGAACUUCGAGUCCUUCUCGGAGGACCCGUACCUGUCUGGCAAGCUGGCAGCGGCGUACAUCCGGGGCGUUCAAAGCAAAGGCGUUGCGGCGACCAUCAAGCACUUCAUUGCUAACGAGCAAGAAACGAACCGUAACACCUCAAACUCAGUCGUUGCGGAAAGGCCCCUGCGUGAAAUCUAUUUGAAGCCAUUUGAGAUCGCUAUCAGAGAGUGCUCACCAUGGGCGCUGAUGAGCUCGUACAACUUGGUUAAUGGCACACAUGCGGAUAUGAACUACCACACUCUCAAGGAUAUCCUACGCGGUGAAUGGAAAUGGGACGGCAUGGUGAUGUCCGACUGGUUCGGCACCAACUCAGCCGCCCAAAGCAUCGCCGCUGGCUGCGACCUCGAGAUGCCAGGUCCGACCACAUGGCGAGACGAGAAAGCCAUUAAGGCAGUUGAAGACGGAGAUCUCUCAUCAGAAGACGUCGAGAGAGCAGCAGGCAACGUGCUUCACCUGAUAGAAAGGACCCGAGGCUUUGAUGGUCCCGCUGAACAACCAGAGCGCUCAAACGACAACGCUGAAACGAGGCAAUUAAUCCGCGAAGCUGGCGUCGAAGGCAUCACGCUGCUCAAGAACGAGGGCAAUGUCCUUCCGAUUAAGGAUGCGAAAAAGAUCGCAGUCAUUGGACCAAACGCGAAGCGCGCAAUCAAUGGAGGCGGAGGCAGUGCCAGUCUGAACCCGUACUACACGACAACGCCAUUCGACGGAAUCAGUAAGUCUACUGAAGCCGAACUUGUCUACUCGCAAGGUUGCGACAGUCUUAAGUGGCUACCGCUUGCAUCUGAGCACUGCCAGACUCCUUCAGGCGAGCCGGGCGUUACUCUCGAAUACUUCAAGGGAGAUAAGUUUGAGGGUGAGCCGGUAGUGCGGCACAACAAGUCUACCGAUCUAUUUCUUCCCGAUACAAUUCCUAAAGAAGUACUGCCCGAGUACUCUUUCAGGGCAAAGACAAGGGUUCUUCCAAAGACGACUGGUUCGCACUCGCUCGCAUUCUCGAGCGUGGGCCCUGGACGAGUCUUUCUUGAUGGACAUCUGCUGAUCGACGCCUGGAACUGGACGGAAGCGGGUGAUAGCAUUUUUAGCAGUUCGGAAACAGUGACCAAAACGGUGCAGAUGGAAGCAGGCAAGCCGGUUGACCUUCUCAUCGAGAGCACCAACGAGGUCCGACCAGUGUCGAAGCUUUCUGCCGGAGGCCCCACGCAUUUUUUUGGCGGAUGCCGUCUCGGAUACCAGGAGGAGAUAAAGGUCGACUUGCUACAGGAAGCCAUCGACGCUGCAAAGCAGGCCGACGUGGCGGUCGUCGUCGUCGGUAUUGAUGACGAGUGGGAAUCGGAAGGCUAUGACCGUCGGUAUAUGGAUUUGCCGAAGGACGGCAACCAAGACCGGCUCAUUACAGAGGUUCUGAAAGCCAACCCUCGGACAAUCGUCGUCAAUCAAUCCGGUAGCCCCGUCACCAUGCCGUGGGCCGACGACGUUCCUGCAAUCAUCCAAGGUUGGUACCAAGGACAAGAAGCAGGUAAUGCACUCGCCGACGUACUGUUCGGUCGUCAGAGCCCAAGCGGCAAGCUGCCGACCACCUUCCCGCGACGGAUUGAGGACAACCCGAGUUAUCACAACUUCCCCGGCGAGAACUCGGAAGUCGUCUAUGGCGAAGGGAUCUUCAUUGGCUACCGGCACUACGAGAGAGUAAAGAUUGAGCCGCUCUUCGCCUUCGGGCACGGGCUCACGUACACUACCUUCUCGUACGGCGAGCCGAGUAUCAGCAGCAGUACGCUCUCAGAAAAUGACUCGAUCAAGAUAACGGUGCCGGUUACGAAUGACGGUAAAGUUGCUGCGCAUGAGAUCGUUCAGGCAUACGUCAAGGAUGUCAAGUCGACGCUCCAGCGGCCGGAGAAGGAGCUUCAGGCCUUCGCGAAGGUGUUCUUGGAGCCUGGUGAAACGAAGACGGCUGAGUUGUGGUUGAACAAACACUCGGUUGGCUACUACGAUACCUCGAAGCCGGCUUGGGUAGCUGAGAAAGGCCAAUUCGACGUCCUCAUAGGCGCGUCGUCCGUUGAUAUUCGGUCCUCUGUGUCAUUCAGCAUUGAGGAGUGCUUCACGUGGAUAUUCUAA